Anisakis simplex (herring worm) is the source of this 945-nucleotide messenger RNA. The record is from the annotation of a GenBank genome assembly. Lineage: Eukaryota; Metazoa; Nematoda; Chromadorea; Rhabditida; Anisakidae.
AUGUCACCAAUACUGGAUUUAAUGCGUAAUUUUGUGCCCGGCGAUGGCGGCGCACAAAUUGAGGCAAAUCUAACCGGUAAACCCGAGGUGGUGCAUUAUUCUUGCUGGAAAACGACAAAAGAUUACUUUGACCUAUGGCUCAAUUUGGAAUCUUUUGCACCGAUCGCAAUCGACUGCUGGGUUGACAAUAUGAGGUUGUUGUACAACGAAACGAGUGGAAUGGCCAUAAAAGCACCUGGCGUAGAGACGCGAAUCCCGGGAUUUGGUAAUACUGAAACUGUGGAGUGGUUAGAUCCAUCGAAAUCAUUCAUUGGCAAAUAUUUCGCAGACAUUGUCAAAUUUUUGACCAAUUUCGGAUAUAUUCGUUCGAAAUCCGCUUGGAAAGAUAAAUUCAUUCAUGCACACAUUUCACUGGCUGGUGCUUGGGGAGGUGCUAUGCAAAUUGUUCGUUUAUUCGCAUCAGGCUAUAAUAUGGGUCAUUAUCGCUUGACACUGCCACCGAGUAAAAUGCGCAUUAUGCAACGUUCAUUUACCAGUUCGGCAUUCUUGUUUCCCAGCUAUAACGUUUGGAAUGAAACUGAGAUCAUCGCCAGAACAGUCAGUGCGAAUUAUACAACUUCAAACAUUCAACAGUUCUUUACUGAUAUGAACUAUACAAUAGGAUGGACUCAGUAUAAGAAUUCCGCUCGUUUACUCGGUCAACUUGAAGCGCCCAAUAUUGAGAUGCAUUGCAUUUACGGAACCGGUGUCGCAACUCCGGAAAAGUUCGAAUGGGCGAAAGGAUAUUUUCCGGAUUAUCCGCCGUUAGAGAUCUUCGGUGAUGGUGACGGUACCGUGAAUCACCGAUCUUUAGAUGUUUGCAGGAAAUGGGUUGAUAAUAAUGGUGGGAAAAACGUCAGUUUUCAUUGUUUAUCAGUAUUUUCUUUUACCAUCUUCAAGAAAUAA